This is a messenger RNA of Anguilla rostrata (American eel), 2151 nucleotides long. Its product is annotated as DNA-binding protein Rfx5-like. NCBI's taxonomy places the organism in Eukaryota, Metazoa, Chordata, Actinopteri, Anguilliformes, Anguillidae. The coding region runs from base 1089 to 1721 and encodes 210 amino acids. The transcript is spliced from 5 exons. The record is from RefSeq and is a predicted model, not a curated record.
CAAUUACUAUCGCAGAGCCAUUUUUGCCUUGACAAUCUUUUAGCCCGAAUGAGGUUCUUUAGCUCAUUGUUGGAGCCGUUCCCCAGCCUAGUAUGUAACACAUCUGUGGAAUGCUGCUCCAUGGCUGCUUAAGAAGGUUCAGCUUCAAGGCAGUGAACCAGAGCCCCGCUCCCAGGUCUCACAGGGGACACGCAGGGCCACCGAGGAACCAUUUUUUACAGUCUAUGUGAGGAACCCAUCAGAACAAAUACAUACCAGUAACUGCCAUGCGUUAGGACUGGCUCCCUCAGCCAGCAUAUACCUGUCUGCAGACGAGUGCUUGUCCGGGAGAAGGGUGCCGACUGCCCGUAGAUCCACUGAGAACCACAGCACAUCAGCAAUGUGUCCUUGUUUCCAGUUCAAAGUCUUUUAAAAAAUAAUCUCUCCUACCUUCCUUUUAACUCACUGUGACGUCCUGUAUUGCUCUACUCAGUUGCUGAUUCUUUUUCCUAGCUUAAUUGUUUGAAAUACACUUUUAUUGCUCCUGUUGUUUUUUUCUUCCGGUUCGGACCAGUGAGAGGCUACCUGCUUUAGUAGGUUACCCACCUAAUGUUUUUUCAAAUUUUAUUGAUUCAUUUUAUGUGAAUAUGGCACCAUUAAGAGGGCAUUUAAGUCUGUAGGGAAUCUUUGCUUGGAUCCUCUGUCCACAGUUUACCUUCUUCCCAUUUACAGAUCUGUUUCGAGGAGGGAGAAGGUGCUCAAAAGAAAAUCAAGAAGUGUCAAGAAGAUGUUUGGCUGCGGUGGAAACGGAACAGGUCCCAGACCACACCUCUGUGUAGGCUGGAGAGGCAGCAGGGUGUGGGCAGUGUGCCACCAUGGCUAUAAAUGGCACAGGUUCAUUUCUGAGGGAACAGGUAAAACAAUCCACAUCUCUAACUGCCCGAUCUCUAUUUUUUCAUUACCCACAAUGUUUUCUCUCCCAUCAGGAAGCACACAUCCCUCAGGGUAUGUUGUGGAUCCGAACCAGCCCUCUAACACCCCCAUGACCUGCCCGGGGGGAGAACCUGAGGCACAAGGGGGUGGCAGCAGCCACGGUCACGAUCGGCAACAUGGCGAUGACCGUCGUCAGGGUGAUGACUGCCGUGACAAGAAAGAUCGUGAUGAACAAUGUCAUCGUGGGAGGGAUAGUGACGAUGAGUGUCAUCCCAGGAAGGAUUGUGAUGAUGGGCAUCGUCGCAGGAAGGAUUGUGAUGAUGAGCAUCGUCGCAGGAAGGAUUGUGAUGAUGAGCAUCGUCGCAGGAAGGAUUGUGAUGAUGAGCAUCGUCGCGAGAAGGAUUGUGAUGAUGAGCAUCGUCGCAGGAAGGAUUGUGAUGAUGAGCAUCGUCGCAGGAAGGAUUGUGAUGAUGAGCAUCGUCGCAGGAAGGAUUGUGAUGAUGAGCAUCGUCGCAAGAAGGAUUGUGAUGAUGAGCAUCAUCGCAAGAAGGAUUGUGAUGAUGAGCAUCAUCGCAAGAAGGAUUGUGAUGAUGAGCAUGGCCAUGGACGUGGGCGCGGUCAUGGCCAUGGCCAUGGACAUGGACGUGGUCGUGGGCAUGGGCAUGGCCAUGGUCACGGACAUGGGAAGCACGGUCGCGGUGGCAAACAUGGAGGGCAUUCUGGCAGCAGCAGCAGCAGCAGCAGCAGCAGUAGCAGUGACUAGAGCGACAACGACCUCUAGAGGACAGAAAGGGUACUGCUCCUCCUGAGGAUCAUCAAUAAUCAACUACUACUAUCCUUGUUUUCAAUUUUACUGAAGGUCAUUCAGCUUUCUAUACCUUGCCUAUGAAUUUUUUUUAACAGUUUUUCAUUUAGAAACAUGCUCAGAAUGUGAGAUUUUUUUUCCAUUCACAAUUUACAAAUAUGUGAUCUCCUUUCGUACUUGCAUGCAUAUAUUUUACCUAUAGAAACAUAAUAUACCCUAUGUAUAAACAAAAGUGUGCAGAAGAUUAGAAUGAAUGUUCAGAUCAACUGACUCUUUUAUUCAUUAAAAAUAUGCCAAUGAAAACUUUCAAUGUUUAUCCACUGGAAAAUAAAGUUGGAUAAAAUCUCCUCCCUUUCUUGGAGUGAUUAAGUGCAGAAGACAUAAAAACUGAAGGAAUCUUUUACUCAGUGAUAUUAAACUUUUAUGUGAUUGUU